GAUGGCAGUUCGUUUGGCGUUCUGCUUUGUCGCCUGCGGGGCAGCUCUCUCCGCGGGAUGGGACUUCACGUUGGGUCAUGAAAUGUGAUGAUCACGUUGCGCGUCAGCCGGCGCCCGAGAACGGCGCCGCGCAUGCGCGUCCCGGACGCACGUGGAGCCGCCGCCUGGGCGAGAGCGGGUCCGUGUCGACUUGGCGCGCGGACGCUGCCCUCGAGGAGCGCCGAGCAGAGUCUGGAGUUGGGAGGAGCUAACACGCAGCUUGCUAUCCCUCCAGACUACAUACCUAAUGUCCCCGAUGGCUGCUGCUCCGCAGGCUCCGGCAAGGGGAUCUGUUCGGAAGACAAGGCCUUUGGUUGUGAAGACCUCCUUGGCCAACCCCUAUGCUGUCUCCUGGAGUGCUCUGGAGAGAGAGGACAUGCACUUUAUAUUGCAGACACUGGAAGACAGAUUGAAGCAGAUUGGACUUCAGAAGAUUGAGGAUAAGAAGAGAAGGAAAAAACUGCCUUCGUUCAAAAACCAAAGCAGAGAAAGCUGUAACACAGAUGUCAGAGUUAGUGAGGAGCUGAAAGAUGAUAACCCACAGGUGUCAGGGUGGACUUGCGUGCACACCAGGAAGCAGCUAGCCAUUGGAGUUAACGAAGUGACCAGAGCCUUGGAAAAGAACGACCUGCUUUUAGUGCUGGUGUGCAAGUCAGCUAAGCCUGCCCUCAUCACCUCGCACCUGAUUCAGUUAAGCUUAAGCAGAAGUGUGCCUGCUUGCCAGGUGCCUCGCCUCAGUGAGAGGAUUGCACCCGUCAUUGGCUUAAACUGCGUCUUAGCCUUGGGGUUCAAAAAGGGUACCACUGACUUUGAGAAUGAAAUCAAAGCUAUCAUACCCAGAGUACCUCCUUUAAGUGUCCCAUGGCUCCCAGACAGAAUUGAAGACCUGAGGGACAAUCUAGAGACCGAAUCUUCAGAAGGGCCCGACAAAGAGACCAUAGACGCUUCAUUUGAAAACCUCUCAUCACAUAAGAGGAAGCUAGUUGAAGGUCAGCAGACUCCUGCUGUAAUAUUACAACCCCUGAAAAUAAAGAAAUUAAUUCCAAACCCUAAUAAGGUAAGGAAACCACCCAAAAGUAAAAAGACAACUUCAAAGUAACCGUGUACAAAAUACAAACCUGUCACCUUGUAAUUGUAAACCAAUACCUGGAAAGAAAUGGUGGGACCAAUAAAAUGAGCCACUUUUAUUACA
Echinops telfairi (small Madagascar hedgehog) is the source of this 1231-nucleotide messenger RNA. It is a transcript of the gene RPP38, whose product is annotated as ribonuclease P/MRP subunit p38. NCBI's taxonomy places the organism in Eukaryota, Metazoa, Chordata, Mammalia, Afrosoricida, Tenrecidae. Gene Ontology annotation, cellular component: fibrillar center; ribonuclease MRP complex; nucleolar ribonuclease P complex. Gene Ontology annotation, biological process: tRNA 5'-leader removal. Bases 287 to 1138 code for a protein of 283 amino acids. The transcript has 3 exons. The record is from RefSeq and is a predicted model, not a curated record. Gene Ontology annotation, molecular function: ribonuclease P activity; ribonuclease P RNA binding.